AUGAUCCGCCACGUGCCCAGAGAAAGGAACACACGGGCAGAUCUCCUAUCAAAACUGGCCAGCACCAAACCGGGAGAAGGUAACCGAUCUCUCAUCCAAGGUAUGAUGAGGGAGCCGGCGGUCACUCUGCACCUAUCAAGGCUAGGACCCUCAUGGAUGGACCCCAACACCAGCUUCUUAGAAAACGGCAAACUUCCCGACGACGAAAAGGAUGCCACGAAACUGAGAAGGGAAGCGGCCAAGUACGUGAUCAUCCAGGGACAACUAUUCAAGAAAGGACUCAACCAGCCCCUACUGAAAUGCUUACACCCCGACCAGACAAACUACGUCCUCAGGAAAGUCCAUGAAGAUUGCUGCGGACAUCACAUUGGGGGCAAAGCCUUAACAAGAAAGUUAAUCCGAGCUGGGUACUAUUGGCCAUCAAUGAUGGCAGACUCUAAAGAAUUCGUCAGAAAAUGCGCCAAGUGUCAUGAAAACGCCAGUUUCCACAGGGCACCGGCCUCCGAGCUAAGCCUGUUAACGUCUUCCCGACCAUUCUCACAAUGGGGAGUCGAUCUCUUGGGGCCCUUUCCAAUUGGUCCUGGACAAGUCAAAGGCCGAGCCGCUGGCCAGCAUAUCCUCAUCCAAUUGCAGGAAAUUCAUGUGGAGGCAGGUGAUAACACGGUUCGGGAUCCCGGAGAUCGUUAUCUCGGACAACGGCACACAGUUUACCGACAAGAAGUUCACAGAGUUCCUCACCGGCCUGGGUAUAAGACAGAAGUUCUCCUCGGUAGAGCACCUCCAAACAAACGGACAGGUGGAGUCCGCGAACAAGAUUAUCCUUCUUCCACCAAGGAUACCCCUUUCCGACUAACAUAUGGGUUAGAUGCGGUAAUACCCGUGGAAAUCGGGGAACCGAGCCCGCGACUACUUUUGAAAGGAGUGGGGAAAACCGUGGAGAAGGACCUGAUAGAUGAAGCCAGAGAAAUGGCCCACUUGACGGAAACAGCGCUGAAGCAAAGAAUGGCCCUACGCUACAACACCAAAGUGCUCAAAAGAGAGUUUGAACCGAACGAUCUCGUCCUAAGGCGUAACGACAUCGGCUUACCGACCCCGGGAGUAGGCAAGCUGGCGGCAAACUGGGAAGGUCCCUAUAGAAUCAAAGAAGUGAUGGGUAAAGGCACUUUCAAGUUAGAAAGGCUCGAUGGCAAAGAAGUCCCAAGAACGUGGAACGCGAACAACUUGAGAAGAUUCUACUCCUAG
Arachis stenosperma is the source of this 1242-nucleotide messenger RNA. RefSeq lists its product as uncharacterized. The transcript has 3 exons. The coding region runs from base 1 to 1242 and encodes 413 amino acids. NCBI's taxonomy places the organism in Eukaryota, Viridiplantae, Streptophyta, Magnoliopsida, Fabales, Fabaceae. The record is from RefSeq and is a predicted model, not a curated record.